This is a messenger RNA of Ascochyta rabiei, 873 nucleotides long. RefSeq lists its product as uncharacterized. The coding region runs from base 1 to 873 and encodes 290 amino acids. The record is from RefSeq and is a predicted model, not a curated record. Lineage: Eukaryota; Fungi; Ascomycota; Dothideomycetes; Pleosporales; Didymellaceae. The transcript has a single exon.
AUGGAACUUGACUUCGCCAACAAGCCACUCAUAUCAGAGAACACCUUCCACAUCCUGACCACGAUUGUCGUCCUCACUCUUCCCGUCCUGACGGCUUUCUACGUCUACCAUGACUACAAAGCCUUCCUUUCGCUCGGCCCUGGGGGUACGCCGUCAACACCGGUCGGGUACCUGAAGGUCAAAACGCUUGGUCUGCUUUCUCUGCGGGAUCCUCUGCGGCCCCUACCCAUACCACCGCAUUUCCGUCCACAGAAAGGCUACCUUGACUCGCUCCCGACUCGCUCUGGAACCCGACCACUCGUCCAAGGCAUUGCACCGCAACGUCAGCAGACACAGAGAAGCGACGAGAAGAUGUACAAUCGGCUCGUUGAACGAAUGAGACACUAUGCCCACGAUCCCGCGAACAUGUUGCUGGAGCGCACGAGCUGCUUCGAGAAGAACAGCUCGGGUCUCUUCGCUUCUGUCCCUAUCACACGCACGUGUGGUGGUGAGAUCUGCCACGCGCACCCCUCGGACGGCUCUUUGCAUCUCACACUGCACCCCGCAGACGCAAACACCAUGGUUGAAAACGGCUGGGGAGAGCGACACCCGCUGGCGAGAGGUGGCUGGUUCAGGAGGUUCGUGCCGCGCGAGUUUGUGCUCAUCUACGCACCGAGAACGGAGACGGAGCUGGACGCGGUGAUGCAGAUUGUGGCCGCGAGUAUCUGGUGGGUCAGUGGAGUCGAUGUCAACGCAGACGCCGAUGUACGAGGCAGGCGGAGCAGUGCGGAUGUCGCAGCCAUCCACCAGUCAGUGGAAGAGAAGGGGUGCUGGACCUGCAAGGCUCAUGCGUGUGGUACUGGCGGAGUGGAGAAGAUGACGGGAAACGCGUAG